This is a messenger RNA of Neofelis nebulosa (Clouded leopard), 1399 nucleotides long. RefSeq names its product arylacetamide deacetylase-like 2. Gene Ontology annotation, cellular component: membrane. The transcript has 5 exons. The record is from RefSeq and is a predicted model, not a curated record. Bases 57 to 1262 code for a protein of 401 amino acids. Lineage: Eukaryota; Metazoa; Chordata; Mammalia; Carnivora; Felidae. Gene Ontology annotation, molecular function: carboxylic ester hydrolase activity.
UCUGUCUCAGAAUCUCUUUUUCUCAGCACUGUGAAGAGACUGGAGAAAGGGAUAUUAUGGGGUUCAAAGCUCUCUGUUUGGGUCUGCUUUGUGCUCUCUGUGCUUCUUACAUUUAUAUCACCAUUCCAGGCAACAUUGAAGAAUACUGGAAAGUAAUAGCCUUAUUUACAGUUGCUAAAACCUGCACAUUUAUGGAUAUGUGUUUUGAAAACUUAGGUAUUAUGAAACAUGGGGACUUAAUUUCCAUGAUAGUCAGUCUGGACCAUACACAGCCACUCUCAGAUGAAAAUGUCACAGUGACCGACACAACAUUUGUUGAUACUCCAGUCCGUUUGUACUUGCCAAAGAGAAAGUCAGAAAUCCGAAGACCAGCUGUCAUCUAUAUUCAUGGUGGUGGUUUUUGCUUUGGAAGUUCCAAGCAGAGUGCUUAUGACUCCCUGAAUAGAUGGACUGCAAACAAACUCAAUGCUGUUGUUGUGGGAUUGGACUAUAGGCUAGCUCCUCAACAUCAUUUUCCUGCUCAGUUUGAAGACAGUUUCGCUGCAGUCAAAUUUUUUCUUCAAGAUAAAAUUCUUAGAAAAUAUGGAGUGGAUCCCACCCGAAUCUGUGUUUCAGGAGACAGUUCUGGGGGCAAUUUGGCAGCAGCUGUGACUCAACAGGUGCAGAUUGAUCUUGAAAUAAAGCAUAAAAUCAAGCUUCAAGCUUUAAUUUACCCUGUCUUACAGAUAAUAGAUUCUUGUUUGCCAUCUCACCAAGAAAAUGAGCGUGGUAUAAUUCUAACAAAGGACUUGGGCAUAAAACUCAUUAGCUCAUAUUUAACCACUGAUGAAACACUUACCCAAGCAAUGAGAAGAAACCAACAUAUGCCUCUGGAAUCAAGACACCUGUUUAAGUUUGUUAACUGGAGUACUCUUUUACCCAAGAAGUAUAGAAAAAACCAUGUUUAUACCGAACCAGUUCUUGGAAGACAUAAUUAUUCAUUGUCAGCACUUAUGGAUAUCAGAGCAUCUCCCUUGUUAGCCAAUGAUUCUCAGUUACAGAAUUUGCCAUCAACCUAUAUUCUUACCUGUCAGUAUGAUUGUGUAAGGGAUGAUGGACUUAUGUAUGUUACAAGACUUCAAAAUGUUGGAGUUCAAGUUACUCAUGACCAUAUUGAGAAUGGGUUCCAUGGAGCUUUAUCGUUGAUGGUGUCACCAGUGUACUUACGUCUAGGUCUCAGGAUAAAAGACAUGUAUAUUAGUUGGCUGGAUAAGAAUUUAUAAAUGUAAUAUAUAUAAAAUAUAUAGGGCCACCAGUUAAUGGGUUGUAAUUUGUGAUAUACAAAUUAUCACAGGUGUGGUACAAAGAGCAAUGUCAUUUGUGUUAUCUGAAUGGAGAUUAAAAUCAGUUAUAAAAGUGA